Messenger RNA from Anolis carolinensis (green anole), 2501 nucleotides. RefSeq lists its product as uncharacterized. Lineage: Eukaryota; Metazoa; Chordata; Lepidosauria; Squamata; Anolidae. The record is from RefSeq and is a predicted model, not a curated record. The coding region runs from base 380 to 1762 and encodes 460 amino acids. The transcript is spliced from 2 exons.
CCACACAUAGACACUGUUAUGUAUUGGCAGAAACAUAUUUUCUCACAGUCUGGGCUCCAGGAGGGGUUUUGGGGAGACUGUGCCUUUCUGAACUGGGUGGUGCAGUUCAUGGAAAUCCAGGUGCCUCAACCUUAUGUUGAUUCAAGAUUUCCAUCAAAACAUGAUGCACUACAGAUUUCCACCCAAACCAGGAGCAAGUCCACAGCCAGUAGACAUGGCGAAGGAGGGAAGAUCAGUCACUAGAACCUAAUGCAUUUAAGUAGGGAAUGAACUGCUUGAAAAGAACUGACCAACAAUAGUAACUUCUGUGAAAGAUCCUGGGUAGGGCACUCAGCUAAGGUAUUCCAAAUACAUCUAAAAUUUGGAGCUUUCUUGGACAAUGAUCACAGUGGUUUGGGUGUUGAUCCUAGCAGUUUCAGUCUAUUCUGCCUUCAUUUGGAAGAACCGGCAGAACCCGGUACAUCAACUGACUCUUGAGACCCUGGAGAGAGUUAGAGACAUAUUGGAGCGUUCAACAUCAAUGGAUGAGGGCAUGAGAACAGGCUUCCAAGUGCUCUUACAGAAAUUUUAUGAAGAACCCCCAUGGGUGAUGAAAAACGCUCAUGUGAUCCUCAAAGGGAAUGAUGGAAAAGAAGUGGAGUUUGCAGCAGGGAAGAGAGAAUGGAAGAUCGUCAUCUGUGCUGGUGGUAUCCAUUAUCAGGUAACAGGCCCAUCCGCAGAGCUGGAUGAGGCCAGAAGAGGUUUUCUGCAUCAACCCCUAAGCGUUGAAAACCUAGAGAGAGUGAGGAGCACAUUGGAAGAUCAUGGAUUGUUGGAUGAAGGGCUGAGAGUCUGCUUUCUUGUGGCCAUUCAGAACUUCCCCAAAGAACCCUCGUAUGUGAAGAACAAUGCCCAGAUGGUCCUCAAGGGCAAUGAUGGGAAGGAAUUUGAGUUUGGCUCUGGGAACCAAGAGUGGAAGAUCAGUAUUUUUGCUGGUGACUGGAACUACCAUGUGACAGCCCCAUCUGCACGCAUGUAUCUGACCAGAUUACGCUCUCAGCCACAGCCACUCAGCAUCCAAACUUUAGAAGAAGUGAGAGAUGGCUUGGCGAAAUGGAAGGUGUUAACUCCCACCCUGAACGACUGCUUCGAGUUGGCCAUUCGAGAGUUCUCCAGAGAACCUAAUGCCAUAAAAAACAAUGCCCAGAUGGUCAUUCAUUUUGAUGAGAAUUGGAGGAACCUGGAAUUUAAAGCAGGGAAUGGAGAUAACAAGUUCUGUGUUACCAGUAGUAAUGGGGAUCCUCACUACCAGGUGAUGGAGAUGGCCUCAGAUACAUGUUUGGAGCGAUUAUGUCAUGUGCCAGUGGCAAUGCGAGCUGAGAAAGUUAUAGAAGUGCGCAACACAUUGGCCGGACAAAGCUUGCUAUCUGAGAAUCUAAACUUGUGUUUUGAGCACAUGGUGAGUGAAUUGCCAAAGUAUCCAAAGCUCUUCUCUAAGAGACCCGAAAUGUACAUCAUGUGGAAUGAAUCAAGUUUACUUCUUGUCUCACCCCAAGGAGACUGUGAGAUCUCAGUACAUUGUGAUAAGGGAACAGCAAAGUGCAUAGUCAAUGUGAACAGCUUGGAGCUCAACAACAACUGGGAGAUAUUCUGGGAGAGAAUCAAGCACCAGACACAUCCACUAUCCAUUAAAACACUGGAAGAAAUGAGAACCAAAGUCAGAAGUAUGCCAGGAAUCCCAAAUCACAUUGUGGAAAAAUUCAACAUAGCCUUCCAAGGUUAAGUGAGAUUAAGUGCUUGCAAAAUAAUGCCCGGCUUGUCAUUGAGUGUGAUGACGGGGAGAUAGUUUUCCUGUCUGGUAAAGGAAAAAACAAAAUUGAUAUAUGCUUUAAAAAUGGAACAAUCACUUACUCUGUACAGUCAUCCAAUUUGAAAGUGCAGGCAAUCAAGAUGUUUCGUAAAAUUCAUGGUGCUAUUUUACCACUUCUGCCACAUCUUCUUAAAUUGGCAUUUACGUUACUUUGAAAUGUAAUUAUCUUUCACCCUGUAUUAGUUCUAACAAAAAUAACUAUAAUCAUAUUUCUACUGAAUCAUCAGCUCUACACUAUUGCUAUCCCAAUCCUUGUUCAACUUAUUAACCCAUAAUCCAACACUGAAACCCUACCCUGUUUCCCUGAAAAUAAGACAGGGUCUUAUAUUAAUUUUUUACUUCCAAAGAUGCACUAGGUCUUAUUUUCAAGGGAUGUCUUAUUUUUCCAUGAAAAAGAGCUCACAUUUAUUGUUGAACAACAAAAUGAACAUUUAUUAUAUACUGUACUGUAGUUGUCAUCACAAACCAGCAUAACCAGACAAACUGUGAAUCCUAUCAAAAAUUUCUUGUUACUACCAUUAUUUACAUGUACAACAAUCUAUGGUAUCUCUUGCAGUUUAGGUUUCACAAGGUUUCCACGCUGAUUUCUCUCUAUUCUAGUUUCAUAGUCAUGAAUGAUGAAUAAUAUAAUAUACAAUAAUAAUAAUAAUAA